AAUAUUCGCAUAUUCAAUAUAAGUAAAAGUAUUCGCAAACCAGCCAGUAAAUAUAUUUAUUAUAAGUAAAAAUAUUCGUAAAACAGUCAGUAUAUUCAAUAUACGCAAACCAUAAACCUUCAAGUAAUACAGUCAGUAUUCACAAUAUAUUCACUAUACACCUUUAAUUAAUAAAACUAAAAAUGCCAGUUCAAAUUCAAAAUAAAUCUGAACUCGAUCAAUACAUUAAUAGUGGAAGUUUGGUCGUGGUUGAUUUUUGGGCAGAUUGGUGCAGUCCUUGUAAAACAAUGGCUCCUGUAUUCGAUAAACUCUCAAAGGAAUUUCAAAAUGUGCAUUUCCUUAAAAUAAAUACUGAUGAACAAUCUGAAUUAUCAGAAGAAUAUCAAAUUACUUCUUUACCAAGUUUCUAUUUCUUUAAAGGCGGUAAAAGAUUAUUAGAAGCUGAUAUUAUUGGUUCUAAUAAAUCAAAAUUAGAAGAGAAUGUUAAAAAAUUUCAAUAAUGAUGAUUACUUUUGAUUAUUUCGGAUUAUUUCGUAAAAAUAAAUUACAUAAUCCUUUC
Molecule: messenger RNA, 559 nt
Organism: Rhizophagus irregularis DAOM 181602=DAOM 197198
Lineage: Eukaryota; Fungi; Glomeromycota; Glomeromycetes; Glomerales; Glomeraceae
Cellular component (GO): cytosol
Molecular function (GO): protein-disulfide reductase activity
Source: RefSeq, a predicted model, not a curated record